Messenger RNA from Peronospora matthiolae, 840 nucleotides. Lineage: Eukaryota; Oomycota; Peronosporomycetes; Peronosporales; Peronosporaceae. The record is from the annotation of a GenBank genome assembly.
AUGAGGCUGGCAAAGAAGGGAUUGCUAGAGCACCUAGACGCUAUGAAGGCCCCAGAAGAAGGAGACGCAAGCGCGUCAACUUGGAAAGUCAACGACAUGAAGGCCUUCGCGAUUGUGUCCACAAUGAUCAGCACAAAUCUUCAGUCAAUGGUGCGCACGGCAGAGACAACGGCAAAAGCAUGGGACAUACUGAAGACUUUCUUCCUGCGGCAAAGUAUGCACAAUCGUGUGCAGUUGCGGCGGCAACUACAUGAGUUCAAGUUGGCCAAGGGAGGAAGCAUCAUGGAUCACUUCCUGAGAUUUGACGAGCUGUGCAUGACUAUGCAAGCUGUGGGACAAGAGAUCUCACAGGAUGAGCAUUUGGUCAUCCUAUUGGGUAGUCUAACGAGAGACUAUGACCCUAUCGUCAAGAUAAUUGAGAACAUGCCCGGAAUGACACUGUUUCACGCUAAGGAAAUGCUGAGACGGGAGUACGAUGGAAUGGCGAGGACAGAACACCAAGAAAUCGCACUGAAAAGUACGCACACUUCCAAGUACAAGAAAGGUCCGCGCAGACAUAUGGGGAGAUCAAGUUCAAGAGGUGAAAAGUUUUCGGGAAGGUGUUACCGAUGUAACAAAUAUGGGCACAAGCGUCAAGAUUGCAAGGCUGAACAAGUGGAGACAGAGCGAUCUGGAGAAGAGAGAGCAUUUACUGCGUCAAGUCGGACGUCAGCUGGAUGGUUAUUGGACAGUGGGGCAAGCAGCCACAUGUGUCCCGACAGAAAUGAGUUUUCGAAUUUAAACUCACUGACGGACCCGAUCAUGAUCACCAUAGCAGACGGCAGCGAAGUGGAAGCGUAA